Epinephelus moara (kelp grouper) is the source of this 10456-nucleotide messenger RNA. It is a transcript of the gene frs3, whose product is annotated as fibroblast growth factor receptor substrate 3. Gene Ontology annotation, cellular component: cytoplasm. Gene Ontology annotation, biological process: cell surface receptor protein tyrosine kinase signaling pathway. Bases 369 to 2228 code for a protein of 619 amino acids. The record is from RefSeq and is a predicted model, not a curated record. The transcript is spliced from 7 exons. Lineage: Eukaryota; Metazoa; Chordata; Actinopteri; Perciformes; Serranidae.
GCAGGCAGAGGCCCGUGCUGCAGUAGGGGGGCGUAAUAGGAGGAAAAAAUAACAACAUUUUUUUUUUUUUUUACUGCUCUCACUGCAUCUUUUAUCCGCGUCUCUGCCGUGCAAGUGCCACAUCCCGCUACCAGCAGCAGCAGCCGCCGCCGAUAACCCAUCGCAGUCUCAAUGCUUAUUUCGCAUUAGGGCUAAUAUAAAAAAAUCCGUGCCAGACAUGGGGGAGAACAUGAUGCUUCUCUUCAAGAUGUCGGCCCAACAGACUAACUGGCUUGUGACGACGAUGCCCAGUCGAAGAUCCUGGGAUUGAGACGUGAAUCCCUUUACACUGAUGGCCUGGACUGAGUUUCAGCUGGCCUGCUGAAGCUAUGGGGAGCUGUUGGAGCUGUCUGUACAGAGACCCCAUCCGAGACAACCAUCUCACCAAAUUUAAGGUCACCAAUGUGGAUGAUGAGGGCAACGAGCUGGGCUCUGGGAUCAUGGAGCUCACCCAGACCGAGCUCAUUCUUCACACACGUAAGAGAGAUGCCAUCCGGUGGCCGUAUCUCUGCCUGCGCCGCUACGGCUACGACUCUAACCUGUUUUCUUUUGAAAGCGGUCGUCGCUGUCAGACUGGGCAGGGAAUCUUUGCAUUCAAGUGCUCCCGUGCAGAAGAGAUCUUCAAUCUGCUUCAGGAGCUGAUGCAAUGUAACAGCAUCAACGUGGUGGAAGAGUCGAUGAUGAUGAGUCGCAGUGGUCACACACCAGAGAUGGAAAUGUCUCGCACACCACAGACUCCCAACACUCCAGCGUUCCCUGUCCAGGCUUUUCCCAACGGCUACCCUGGUUAUCCAAUCAGAGGUGAUUCCUCCCAGCCCUCUCUUGCUGAUGAUCAUGGUCAUAGCCUCAUGGGUUUGGAAGACCAGACCCACACCUAUGUAAAUACUGUUAGUAUGGAGGAGGAUUUCUCUAUGCGUCACUGUGUGCACUCCCUGCCUGAGGUGCGGCCCAGCUCUUUCCCUGAAACAACACGGGGAGCCAUGCCUGUCGGGGGCCAAGGAAAUCCGCAGUCCAACAUGCGGUGCUGUCCCCUGGAGGAGCAUAACGAUCCUCAGGUGUUCUUACAGCCGUCCUCGCAGGAGGUCAAAUUCAUGCUGGGCCCCACUCCGGCACAACGCCAUCUGCUGGAGAGAGAGCGGGAGAGAGAGAGGGAGAGGCAUGGGCACAAUCCUCACAACCUUCAGCCAGUAGAGGGUGCAACAGGCUCAGAGACGGAGGGAGACGAGCCCUCUAUGCACCUGUGCAACUCUCACUCCUAUCAUCAUUUCCAUCAUCACGCGCACCGGCACCCGGGCCUCGAGCACCCAGACAGCUGCCAGAGCGGGGAACUCACCUACGAGAACAUCAACGGGCUGAGGAGCGGCCGGAAGCAGCGGCUGAGUCCCAGCAGCGUGUCUCAGUCUGUGGGUUCAAGCAGCAGCAGCAGCACUGGGGACAGUCACACCCACUCCCUCCUGCACCCACACUCCCUCGGCCCAUCGUCUCUACCCCCGCAGGGUUACCCCUGCGAGAGGGGCAUGGGUGGAGGUCAUCGUCGGACAGCUCUGCUUAACUACGAGAACCUGCCCUCUCUGCCACCAGUGUGGGAGUACAGCGCUCUGCAGCGGGACGACGAGCAGGAGGAGGAAGAUGAUGAGCAGGAUGAGGAGGAAUAUGAGGAAGAGGAGGAAGACUUUGAUGAGUAUGAGUUCUCAGAAGGCCCUGGGACACCCAACGGGUACCACCAGGAUGGUCGGGGCAUCCACAGAGAUGCCCUGCAGAACUAUGUCAACACAGAGCAGGUCCAGCCGCCCCGGCUCCGACACGCCUGCCCCCCGCAUCCACGGCCGUGUCAGCCAGACAGAGGGGGGCGAAUAUUUAGCUUUGAUUUCCGCAGACGAUCGAGGUCAGGGGUUGGAGGCUGUGAGCACGGCCACAUACCUCCAUCGCGGCAGCUGAAUUACAUCCAGGUGGACCUAGAGGGAGAACCUCCCUGCCAAGCCCUCAGCGGCGGGGGUGCCCAGACCCAGCCACAGCACCAGCGCCUACCACCCAAAAAAUGUGGCCCGCAGGCACCCCGGCGCAGUGAAUGCUACGCAGUCAUUGACCUAAAGAAGACCGCUGCCAUGUCCAACCUGCAGAAAGCUCUGCCCAGGGAUGAUGGGACUUCCAGAAAGACUCGCCACAACAGCACAGACCUGCCUCUGUAAACGGUGUUCAGACUGAAGAGGAACGAUGAAGACAGAUGAAGGCUUAUCCUCAUCUUAGCACACUGGACCCUUCACUGUCAUCCAUCCAUUCAACUGUCGGGCUGACUAAUACAGUACAGGUACCUAAUUAGAAACUUACUGAAACCUAUCUGUGCAUAUAACAGGAAAUGAGGAAUCUUUGAGGAGAAUUUGCCAUUUUAUUCUGUGUUAUUUAUUAGAUAUGUGGUGUGAAGCUCUCUCGAGAAAUUGGCAGUUUGCUGGAUAUAUGGAUAUUUAAAUAUAGGCAUAAAAUCAUAUAAACUUAUAUAUGAUUUCAUGCUUAGCUAUGACUUAGAGCAGAGACCUCUGUUUUCAGUGGAAGCAGUCAUUGCCAUACUUUAAUAGCAAACUUUAAUUCAUGAACCCAUCUCCACUCACACAUUAUUGUUCCUAUCAUUUAGUUAUUUUACAUCCAUGUGGUUUUUUACUUAAAUACUAUGAGAGGCAAAAAUGUGACCUCGUUGCAGGAGAAGUUGGCGUGAAGGAAGGUUAAUGGUUCCUCCAAGAUACUGGCCAAUAUUCAUACCUCAUCACAAGCAUCUAAGUCUAAACGUGUGGCUAGUAGAAGAGACCAUUAUUUGUUCAUAUAUGCCUAUAGAGCAUUUUGCACACAAUCCUAUGGAAUUGUAUUUUAUCAUAUUUAAGGGAAUGGUGUCGUCCAGUCCAAAAAAAAUAAUGGAGUUAAGUGAACAGAAGAGAUGGUGAUAUUUGCAGAGUUAUACUAAACUGAAUGAUGGUAAAAGUAGCACACAUGGAUGAAACGAGCUCCGGCUCCCUCCUAUCCACAUGCAGCAAAUGAAAAAGUAGCAUAUCAUCUUCGAUCACAUCCUUCUGCACCUCAUCCCAGACCUGCAGGAGGUCCGCGCGGUUUACGCUUGUCACGUUGCACUUUUGACCCUGGGCCACUGAAACGCUCUCUGUCUCUACUCCCACGCCGCUGGAGCCACAGCUUCGACCGUGUCCUUUUUACCAAAAGCAGGGGGCCUAAUAUUUCACGCACAUUCUUAGUCAGCAUCGUAGGUAGGAUUUAUUUACAUGCUUUGAUGGCGACAUCAACAACCUCAAAUAGUGGCAUUAAGCUAUAACCUCACAUAAAAAGUGCUGAAUAUGUAAUUUGUCAGUUAUCAGGUGUGAAUGCUGUUAAAGGGUAAUCAAGUAUGUCGCAGAGUCAUGACGUGGAGAUUUUUGUGAGGCUAUUUAUCAACCUUGGUCAGAUAUUUAUUUAUUUAUUUAUUUAUUCAUUCUUUUGUUUCUGAUUGUAAUAAUUUUGUUUUCCAUGUGACGACCAGCGUUUUGUAAUCCAGUUGGUAAUGCGGAGACCAAAGUUUCACCUCAAAUUAUCACUGGACUCUGGUGUAUUACUGUUAUAACUGUGCUUAGUUAUAUUUAAAAAGAAAAAAAGAGACUGUAUUUAUAUUUUAAGUGCCAAAACUUAUUUGCAAACUGUAUGAUGAGUAGAAAUCAAACGUGCCAUAAGGAUUUGUAGGAAAUUGUGAAUACAGUCCAGAGAUAAAAACAGAAAAAUCCAACUUUUCAAGGAUUAUAAUUAAAAACGAUAAAAACUGCACAUUCCACCUCAUCCACAUCGACAGCCAUCUGGGAGCGAGAUCUAAGAAUGGUGAUGUUGUAGUCUGAUAAUCACAGCCAGGGUGGUUUUAUGCUGCUACAUGUACAUACUAACAGUAGCCCCUGUAGGCUACAGGUACCUGUCAAAAUGAAAACGUUACGUGUUUGAACCUAUGCGAUGUCAGAUCUUUUACCAUAUUGUUAAUUGCUAAUAGAAGUAGCAUUGUUGUGUUCUUCUGGGAUCAUUUCUGAGCAGUAGAAAUAUAUAAUGUACCAUUUCAGAGAACGUUUCAUUUGGCAAGUAUUUCAUUUCAUUGAUUGUUUUUCUGGACAAACUGGCUGUCUGGUAGGAGAGCUGACGGAGGCACAAGCCCACUGACGCUGUCAUGUUUUUGUUGAGCGCUCACAUCAAGGUGAUAUUUUUCAGCUGACGGAGGAGCUUUUACACAUGUUUAGGCCUUCAGAUGCAGACUUAGCUGUAGUUCCUUCAACAGAGCGUUCAAGAGAUCAGUAUGGGACACAAAUACAAACUCUCAACUUCUGAUGAAGAGGGUUUUUUGGCUUCUGUGUGACAUCAUGUGCAAAUCAAAGAUGAUUUAUUCAAAAAUAUUUAUGCAUGAUUAUUGCUUCUGAUUGCUGCUGUAUAGAUAUUUAUUUUACAUUAAAUAUAUUUAUUUAGAUAUUUCAUUUAGAAUGAUAUAAAACUGAAAAUCAGUCAGAGGAAAACUAGUUCCUAAACUCACAUAAUCUAUUACUAUUACUGCUAUUUUUUUUUUUUUUCAAAUUAUUAUUUGCUAUUUAUUUUUAGACAUGAUACAUUUUCAUUUUAUGACUUUUAUGUUUUUUUAAUAACCAAAAUUGUUCAGUCAAUACAAUGCCAGAAAAUGUGGAAAAAUGCACACCAGUCUCUAAAUUACAAUACCAGUACCCUUUAAGUGAUACUGAUGCCAACAGAGUACUUUAUUUGAUACCUUUUCAAAAAACUUGAUUUAAAACCCAUCAUGUGGAAGGAGUGGCGUAUAAUAUAGCCAUUUUUUUCAAGGGUUUUGGUCCAUGUCGACACACUGAACUGCCAACUCUGUCACACUGCGCUCAACCUCACCACACCACAGACUGUAUGGGUUGUAGUUGCUGAGGUAGUGGGUCAGUCACACCUUGCAUUAGAUGGAGGAAUGCUUUAAGUGACAGGCUGCGAGCAAAACCUUGGAGUCCCCCCCCCCCCCUAGGUUUUGGUACAAAAAACAUUGAAUCCAGGUUUCAGUGGAGAAGUUUUAAUACUACUUGUUACUGGUUUAUUUUGGUCAGUAUUGUAGAGGUAUUAAGUACCGAUUCAAAGUCCUACUAGUUUCCGACAAUCUGUGGGGUCAUCUUAUUUUGUUCAACCAACAGUCCAAAAUUUAAAGAUAUUAAAGGUGCUGUAUGUACCUCUGGAGAAAGACCACCAAUCUAAAGCCUCAGUAUUUGUCGACCUGGGAAUGAGACUCAACAAUCAACUAUCUGUCUCCAGAGUUACAUACAGCACUUUUAAAUUGUCAACAAUAUGAAACUGGAAAAGUCCCAUAGAGAUAAAUAAUUUGUCAAAAUUAUAGACAAAUGAAUUAAUCAAUAGUUCCAAAACUCACAUAAUCUAUUACUAAAUUGUUGUUUUUAAAAGUCACUUUUAUUCACAGGUGUUAAGGACAGGAACAUGCUAUUAUUUUCAUUAUUAAUUAAUCUGUUUUUUUUUUGUUUUUUUUUAAAGCUGCUCUGAUUAGCAGAGGGCGAAACUGUUAGCAGCAUUCUCUCUUCAUCUCUGAAAUGCUUUGCCGAUACUGACACGUGUUAUAUUGUGUUUAUCUUCAGACUCUCCUUUAGACUCUUUUUGAUAAGUCCGUCUCCCGUUUUGGGUUGCUUUGCAGUGUCAGCAGUUGUUGAAGUGAUCUGUGAUUGGCCACAGUCUAGCGUCACAGGCUAGAUUUUCCAAAGAUUGAAAACAGAGCCAAGAGGAGGUGCUGAAAUCAAUGUUUUACUCUCAGUCCACUUGCAUUACAGUAUGCUCAAAGUUUAUUGUGGGAUUUUUGCCCAUUGUAGCCAAAAUUAAACUCCCUACCCCAGCUUUAAUCUGUAAAUUGUUUGGUACACAAAAAGCCCAUCACAAUUUUCCUGAACCCCAAGGUGAUGUCGUCAAACGGCUUGUAUUGUCAGACCAACAAUGCCCACAUGUUUUCCAUUUACAGAUAUAAAACAGACAAAAACAAAAAAUAAAAUGAAAUAAAAAAUAAAACAACUACUGCUACUGGUUUGAUGGCAACAAUAAUGAUAGAGUUUUAGUGUCUGAUAAACAUUCCCAACACAGAAGCUUUAAAUAACCCCAAAUGAAAAGUUGAUGCUUUGUAUUUUUGUUCUGCCAUCAUAUUUUAAUAUGACAUUUUUAAAAAAGUAUCUUCUAUCACAAAAAGGCCAACUGUUAGGGGACAUUUUUGAGUGUGUUUGCGAAGAUAUUGUCAUGAUACAUUGGAAGGAUGUUUACAUUUUUGCAAUAAUGGGUGAAUUCUUGUUUUGUCGAUCUAAAUCAGACCAAUGUGUGAAGUGUGACUUUUAAAUAGUAGUCUACGUAUAGAGCUGUGGGCUUAAUGUAUUUAAUCGCCUGUUCUUCUGUGAAUCAGCAGUCUUAUUUUGAUUUCAGGUACAAUGUUUACCUUUCAGUCUUCAUAGUGCGAUCUCAGCUAUGAAAGUUAAAAAAGAAAAAGAAAAAAAAAGAUGCCUGUUUUCUUGAUUGUCAGACACUGUGUUUGCGUAAACUCACAUUAACAGUGCCAUACAGUAGGUGACCAUUGCCAGUACUUAAAUUCAAUUUUAUUGUAUUGAACUUUUCAAACCAGUGGCUAUGUUUCAUCCAGGAAACAGAAAGUGUUUCAUCUAAUUUCUCAGAAUAUUGUUACAUGUGGUUUUAUGGUCAUUUUAAAAAAAAUAUCCAUGUUUAAAUGUGUUAGCUAUCUUUGUUAUAACGCAGUAACCUCACCAACACCCAAACCAGUGAUUACAGCAUCAUUACCACAGACUCCUUUGUUUACCGAUUAAUAAUCAAAGUAAAUAGAUGUGCUAAAUCAUUUUUCAAAAAAACGCUUUUGUGAUCUAAUUGCACUUGAGUUCAAACAAAGUGCAGCUCCCAUCCCAUUACUCAUUGUGACUGACUCGGGGGUUGAUGCUAUCUGAAAUGUGUAAUUCUCAGUCACCUUCAGUGUUUAUGCUCAAGGCGUAAAUUCACACAGGUGUCAGUGAAAUUUAUCAGGUGUCGCCCAGGGGUGUGAUUGGUUUUUCAGGGCAGGAUGACACAAAGUUUAUUAAGUUCCUCUAACUGAAUUUAUUGGAUGGAAUGUUACACAAUAAAAGGACUUGCUCUGUGUUUACUGUACAAACAUGAACGCCAUAAAGUCCAUUGUAAUAAAUUUCUCACUGUGCCUUUCAUAUUCAAACUGGAGAAACAUUUUCGUCGCUGUUUAUGAGAGCAGCCUGCUGUUAAAAAAAACGAAGCCACAUGUUGAAAGUUUAGAAACAAAGUUGAAAGGGGCCUGUGGUUUCAUACUUCAAGCUGUACUUGAAGUUGUGUUUGAAAAAAGUGCCAACUCCUGAUUGUUUUACACCAUACUGUAUUUUACAAAUGUCUGUUUAAAGGAAUGUUUGGAAAUUCUGGGGAAAAUGCAUAUGUGCUUUCUUGCCAAGUUUGAUUGGAAGAUUGAUCCCACUAUUGUGUCUGUGCACUAAAUGUAACACCGAAAACACUCCAAGCAGUGGCAAAGUGCGGCCUGCGGCAAGCUGCCAUGUAAUAUCUAUGGAAUGCUGCGGCGGCCUGUGGCCAUUUGAUUCCGUGGCAAACUGCGGCCGAACUAAAAGUUGAAUGUGUUUUAACUUUUAGUGGUAAAUUGUGGCCAGAGAAUACCAGUAGCCAGUAUGUAAACAGAGUCCUGUGACUCCUUUGACAUGUUGACUGGUGUUACAAAGAAUUUCCUCCUACCUGAAACACAUGAACACGCCCCCCGGCAGCAGCAAAAUAUAAUUAUAGUGGCAAACCCCACUUCAAGGCUGCUUGACGUGUUUUCGACGUAAGGCUACAGCUCAUAGAUGGUUAUGUUAGCUUAGCAUAUAAGCAGUUGCUAGGAAACCAGCAGUAACUCCAGGAAGUCACUGCCCCCAGCCAUGAAGUAAUUCAGCACACAGUCUCGCAACCCAUUGGCGGUCAGUCCGCAGCGAUAAACCUCUUGAGGCAAGGGCCAAUAUUUGGAGAGCUCCAGUGUAGCCAGCGGAUAUCUGGGUCGAGACUUCCCCUUCUGGGCAGAGGCCAUUUUGGCUAAUCUCUAUAAAAAAUAUCUACACAUAUGAACUAGAGCACUCGGAGAGCGCAGACCUCCACCAAGCAGCUCGGAUUUCCCGCCAUUUUAUUAUUUUAUCCACGUCGCCUCAACCGAUCACCACCAAAAUGUUAUCAUCUGCUCCUUGUCCCAUUAUCAAACUUUCCUGAAAAUUUCAUCAAAAUCCGUUGAGAACUUUUUGAGUUAUUUUGCAGACAAACAGACCAAUGCCGGCGAAAACAUAACCUCCUUGGCGGAGGUAAUUAGGGGUUGGAAUCACCAGAGGCCCCAUGAUACGACAUUAUCACGAUACUUAAGUCACGAUACACUAUUAUUGUGAUAUUAAAAGUAUUGUGAUAAAAUAUAUUGCUUUUUAUUAACUUUGUCCAACUGUAAAUUGUGUCCCAAAAGGAAAACUCUGUCAACAUCUGUUUAUCUGAUAAGAUAGUUUUAAGUCUGUCAUCUCGCUUUUUUUUAAAUUGCAUCAAAAAUGUAUCUAGUGAGCUGAAAAAGUAUUAAUUUUAUAUUCUAGUAGGCCACCAAAAGCUUAAUUUCCACUUGUCAUAUUAGUAAUUUAUAUGAUAAACAAGUCGUUACUUGGCGUCCAUGUAUCGAUACGAUGUUGCCACACAAAAAUAUCGCGAUACUAUGCUGUAUCGAUUUUUGCCCCCACCCCUAAUAUAAAUGACGAUAGCUGAUGGGUUCCCAGAUUGCAUUCUGGACUCUCCACACAGACUGUUUACUUGCCCCUCAAACAUGAUUGGUCAAAACUACUCAGACUACAAACGGAAACCAACAUCUCGUGCCGUUGCUACAGAUUCUGCAAACAUAUGCAGAUAUCUGCUCAUAGAGGUUAUUCGGCACAAAAUCAUUGCUCAUCAGACUGAUUCAGAAUGAGAGCGAUACCAAUCUUCUCAUCUAACUCUUGGCAGGAAAGCAAAUAUCUUAAGCAUAUCUCCAAAACUGUUGAACUACUCCCUUUGGGUUUUUGACAUUAAAUUUGAAUGAGUCAUCAUUUGUUGAGAUUACACGAGUCAUGAUCUUAAUAAUCUGUUCAGUGGUUUAGGAGUGAAAAUAUAGCCAAACUCGGUGUGACUGAGAAGGUGUUGAAUCAUGACUAGUAUGUUCUGUAGCAUAUAAUGUUAAUUAUGAGUAAAGACUACCGUGUGUUUGUCAUUAUGAUGUCAUGUGCACUCCAUGAUUCCUCAUCAGCUGCCAUUUCUUCUCAUAGUGCUGAAGAAUGUGAAAAUAAAACUCCUUUCAGAGAUGUUUUUUUGUAUACUUUUAUAAUUUGUAACCACUGAAAAUGUGUAACAUAAGCUGGGUUACGAGAGUAUAGGAGGAACAGAGAGAAAGGCCGCAACACAGUUUGCACCACAGUGCUACAUGCCAUCUUCAUCAGUGGUUUUUCAUCAUCAUCAUCAUCAUCAUCUUAAGUGAUUCUGUAUCAUCAUCAGAAAUGACAUAUUGUAAAACCUCAACUUCCUGUCCAUGCUAUGAGAUAGAUCUCUGUCAAAAUACUGAAAGUAUCAGAAAACUGUAAUAUCUCUUUAUUAUUAUUAUUAUUAUUAUUCUUAUUGUGUUUUUUUUUAAAAUCUAGUUUGUUUUUGUCUGGUAUGAGGGUGUGAUCACCACCAGAGGGUGAUGUACAUGUACGGGUCUGAGCUGUACAUUUUUGUGUAUUUGCAUACAGGUUGCAUUGGCCUAACUUUGUGACUAUUAUAUCAAUUUAUGAAUCGAAUGAGUGCCAAAUAUGCUCGAGCAUGACAAAAUCCGGGACCUACGAGGAACUGCAGGUACUCACUGACUCAUCGGAGUCAGACACGAGUGACUCGCUGCUGUUGUAGACUCUACUUGUGAUACAAAUGCACAGCUGAAGGUUUAACCAUGCUAAAUAUUUUUGCUGAAAGAGAGGGAGGGGGGGGGGGUUCUCUUUGUUUUUGUCUCAGUUUGGCAAAAGUUUAUUCAGAUAUUUGUUGUAUGUUUCUGUGUUUCCAUCCAUGGCUUAUAAAUGCGGUGAUGGUCUUAUCAUGCUGCCAUUAGAGGUGAAUAUUAAAAGCUGAUUUGCUUCAUUUGUUGGACUGUCAAAAAGAAAACAUUUGGGUCAUUUUCAUUCUUGAAUCAUUCCACACAGAGAUGUAUGUUAUCUGACCUCUUCAUCCCACUCUGUCCCAAAACAAAGUGAGCCUGACAUUUGGUGACUUUUACCCUGAAUUUUAUCAAUUAUAGUGUGAAUUUGUCCAAAAUGUAAAAGUAAAUGUAAUUCUAAUAUUAAAAUGAAGCUAUGAAAAUAUC